Molecule: messenger RNA, 3752 nt
Organism: Oncorhynchus kisutch (coho salmon)
Lineage: Eukaryota; Metazoa; Chordata; Actinopteri; Salmoniformes; Salmonidae
Product: junction plakoglobin-like
Exons: 16
Coding region: 332-2521 (729 amino acids)
Biological process (GO): cell adhesion
Molecular function (GO): cadherin binding
Source: RefSeq, a predicted model, not a curated record
ACACAUUCCCGACUUGCUUGGAACGGAGGGAUCCAGAACGAGCAGGCGAACACGGGAUUUAAGAAAAGUUUAUACUCGGAGUGCUGCGCGCAAGGAGGUCCUGAAACCGCCGAUUUAAUUGCGCAAGGUAACCAACCUGUCAACACACUGGCGCUCUGGGGCGUCGCUUCAGUCGCAUGCUGUAACAUAGUGGAGUUUAUUUGAGAUAAUGUCAUGUUUUGUAGUGUUCGGAAAGCGAAUGUUCGAGCAACAGUGUUUUCUCCAACAAGAUGCUGUGAUGCGUUGUGAAUAGAAAGUUUUCUCCAAAGGCCAGUUUUGAGAGUGGACUGUGAUGAUGUCCAUGCAAAUGAACGAGGCAGAGGGGUCAGUGAAGGUGGCCGAGUGGCAGCAGACGUACUAUGCCCACGACUCCGGCAUCCAAUCAGGUGCCACCACCAUGCGAGAUGAUGAGGGCACAGAGUACAGCGCCAAGAAGUAUGCCGUCACCACCACCUUGGUGGAAAACCCUACAGAGAUGGAGGCCCAGUACACCCUGACACGGGCCCAGCGAGUGAGAGCGGCCAUGUUCCCAGAGACCCUGGUGGAGGGCGAGGCGGUGCUGUCCAGUCAGACUGACCCGGGUCAGCAGACCAACGUACAGCGGCUAGCUGAGCCCUCGCAGCUCCUCAAGACCGCCAUCGUCCACCUCAUUAACUACCAGGAUGACGCCGAGCUGGCCACUCGCGCCGUGCCAGAGCUCACCAAGCUGCUGGCCGAUGAUGAUGCGGUGGUGGUCAACAAGGCGGCCAUGAUCGUGAACCAGCUGACGCGGAAAGAGGCGUCUCGCCGGGUGCUGAUGCAGUCCCCCCAGAUGGUGGCGGCGGUGGUGCGGGCCAUGCAGAACACGGGAGACAUGGAGACAGCCCGUUGUGCCGCCAGCAUCCUCCACAGCCUGUCCCACCAGAGAGAGGGCCUGCUCGCCAUCUUCAAGUCCGGGGGCAUCCCCGCCCUGGUCCGCAUGCUCAGUUCUCCCAUGGAGUCAGUGCUGUUCUAUGCCAUCACCACCCUACACAACAUGCUACUGCAUCAGGAGGGAGCCAAGAUGGCGGUGCGCCUGGCCGACGGCCUGCAGAGGAUGGUGCCCCUGCUGAAGAAGAGCAACCCCAAGUUCCUGGCCAUCACCACAGACUGCCUGCAGCUGCUCUCCUAUGGAAACCAGGAAAGCAAGCUUAUCAUCCUAGCUAACGGGGGCCCUGAGGGGCUGGUCUUCAUCAUGAGGAACUAUAAUUAUGAGAAACUGCUGUGGACCACCAGCCGUGUGCUCAAAGUUCUCUCAGUGUGCCCUAGCAACAAGCCCGCCAUAGUGGAAGCUGGGGGCAUGCAAGCCCUGGGACAGCACCUGACUGGCUCCAGCCAGCGCCUCACACAGAACUGCCUCUGGACCCUGAGGAAUCUGUCUGAUGCUGCCACUAAACAGGAGGGUCUGGACGGCCUGCUGCAGGUGUUAGUGGGACAGCUGGGUUCGGACGAUGUCAACAUGCUGACAUGCGCCACGGGGAUCCUGUCCAACCUCACCUGCAACAACUCCCGCAACAAGACCCUGGUCACGCAGUGCGGCGGCGUCGAGGCGCUCAUCCACGCCGUGCUGCGGGCCGGAGAAAAGGAGGACGUGGCCGAGCCCGCCGUCUGCGCCCUGCGCCACUUGACGUCACGCCACCAGGACGCGGAGCUUGCCCAGAAUGCUGUGAGGCUGCAUUAUGGUAUUCCUGCCAUUGUCAAGCUGCUGGGGCAGCCCCACUACUGGCCUGUGGUGAAGGCCACGGUUGGUCUGAUCCGUAACCUGGCGCUGUGCCCAGUCAAUCAGGCCCCACUGAGGGAUGCUGGAGCCAUCCCCCGAUUGGUCAACCUGCUGCUGAAGGCUCACCAGGACACCCAGAGACACGCCUCCAGUUCUCAGCAGACGUACCAGGAUGGUGUUCGUAUGGAGGAGAUAGUGGAGGGCUGUACAGGAGCCCUGCACAUCCUGGCCAGAGACCCCGUCAACAGGGGAGAGAUCGCCAGCAUGCAGACCAUCCCACUCUUUGUACAGCUGUUGUACUCGUACGUGGAGAACGUGAAGCGUGUGUCUGCGGGGGUGCUGUGUGAGCUGGCCCUGGACAAGCAGUCUGCGGAGAUGAUCGACGCAGAGGGUGCCUCCGCCCCGCUCAUGGAGCUGCUGCACUCCAACAACGAGGGCAUCGCCACCUAUGCGGCAGCCGUUCUCUUCCGUAUCUCGGAGGACAAGAGUUCCGACUACAGGAAGCGUGUGUCCGUGGAGCUCACCCACUCACUGUUCAAACACGACCCUGCGGCCUGGGAGAUGGCCCACAAUGCUGUACCCAUGCAAGCUGCAUACUUGGCGGAUGAGCUGGAUGGAGGCUACCCCCCCUACGGCUACUCUGACCUGGGCGUGGACGAGAUGCCACUGGAAGCGGAGAUGCAUGAGCAGUACAUGCCUGAGAUGGCCUAUGAUCCCCGACAGGCCUACCCAGAGCCACUCUAACACACAGUGCAAGGCACAAAAUGGAAGGAGUGAAAUUGGCAUGAACACCAUGGAGGGACAGCUGAACGAGGAUUUCACAAAGGGAAACUCCUAUUUCAUGGGGAGACAUUGGCCAAUCAGGGGCUGUUGUCAGAAAACACAAGAAAAAUGUAAUAAAAAAAGAAAAAAAUAAUUUUGUGUUCCUCAAAAUGAAAAGUUGCUUUGUUACAGUUAAUGUGGUGGGAAAUUGAAAUUUAACUUUCAGAUGCUGUGUUGGUUUUAGGCGUUUCCUUGCAUAUUUACCUUGCAAUUUUUUUUACAUUUUCGUCAUGCGUAUAAUUUACAUGCCGGUAUGCAGAGCCACAUACAGUAGUCCUCGACAAUAACCAGUAACAUUGAGUUCAGACAAGAAAUCUUAUUCAUCACGUAAUGAGUGCUCAGGCCCAGCAGUGCUGUCUAUCCCCCCCCAGUCCAGUCCAGUCCAUGAUCCAGACUGCUGCUGGGCCUGAGGUUCCGAGACAAGCACCCCCCCCCCCCCCCCCGGAAGGUUUGUCCACAACCACUCUCUCCCAGUCGAGUGGUCUCCCAAGCACACUGGACCACAACUUCAGCUGGUGCGGUUGGUGCACCCUCUGUUCCUGUGGACCGGUCUUGCUCACCAACAGUUGCAGACACUCAACCGACACCGCAUACAUAUGCAUCAUGGACUAAUACAUUGUGCUUCAACAUAAAAAUGUGUGUACGACACAAAAUGUCAUGUCUGGCAGGCCCGCACGCUUUUACAGCUACUACAACUGACGUUUCCACAAAGUAUGUGCGUUGUUAUGGAAGAUGUUUUUGAUUUUGUCUUGAUUCCUGGGGGUUUUGGGGAGGCGGGGAGGAAGAUUGGGAGUGUGUUUUACUGAGGUCAGAGGCAGGGGGUGUAUGCCAAAGAGAUUUAUUUUGUGACGAUGAUAAUCAUACAGCUUUCUGUUUAUUUUCUAUUUUGAUUGGGUGGGGGGGUUGUGUGGAGGGAAGCAGUAAUCGUGAUCCUGUUGUUUGUAGAGUGUGUGUUCCAUAGCGACCCCGCUGCACAUUCCUACCUACCAAAUGAUAGAAAAGGCAAAGGAAAACGAGGGAUGAUCGAAGGAUGAUGUUGAUAAGAGAGGAGUGUACCAUAUGAAUGAAGGGGAAAUUAACACUACGAAUAUGCAUUUUUACAGAACAUUUUUAGUUUGAAACUUUUUUUCAAAUAAACAAACUAUAUUAACUA